GUAUCUCUUUUAGGAAAUUAAUAUUUCAGUGCAUUUAUAUUCGAAAGGUUGAACCUCAAGUUGCCUAUUAUUUUCUCAAAACUUUAGUUGAGGUGUUUGGUUUGGUUUAGAAGUACGUUUCACCGCACAAUAGAAAUUAUUUGCCUUGUUGAAAUCAAUCGUUGUAGAAACAUUUUAAAUGCGUUUGCUUCUGGAAUCGUUUACCACAGUUCUUUUACUGAUGGUGAAAAAAACAAACUCUGAAAUCCUCGGUUGUGUCUUUGACGACACUGUAGAUAUAUCGGCAAGUCAAAAGCUAUCGAAUGGGUCUUACCUAUACGAAGGCUUACUGGUUCCCGUGCAUUUAACGGGUAAAUAUAACUUCAAAAUUAUGCCAGACGGCUCGAAGAAAGAGACGGAGAGCCACUUAAGAGGAUGUGUGUGCAAACUGAAGCCCUGUGUUAGAUUCUGCUGUCCUGAAAACCAAAAAAUGGAUCGUGGCAAAUGCCACGAUGAAGAGAAGGACAAGUUGGACGGGGUUGAUCCAUUUGUAAACAUAACGCUUCGCAACGGAUCGGUAGUCAUAAGACAUUAUCAAAAGGACCUAAUCGUGCAGUGGGAUUUGCCAUUUUCCUGUAAUCGUUUUUACCUACUAGAUAACCGAAAUGAAAUGGAUGAGUACAAUUUGUUUGAGAAUGGAACCUUUCUACGCAACUAUGACGACGUGUACUUGAACAAGGGGGAAUACUGUCUCCAGCAUCAUACCUUCGCAGACGGAAAUAAAACAUACUCUCGAAUUGUGCCCAUCAACUGCUAUGUAGAGCCUCCGACAGAGUGGAAGGCCUUGGUGUUGCUUUUAUCACUGAUAUGCUUGGUUUUCACGAUCAGUGUGUACCUUGUUAAUAAAAAGCUUCGAAACCUUAAAGGGAAGUGCUUUAUUUGCUACAUGGUCGCUCUUUUUAUGGCAUACCUUCUCUUAUUUCUCAGUUGGUUGGAUUUAUGGUUUGACUUUUGCCAAACACCAGGUUUCUUGACCUACUUUUUCUUCAUGUCUGCCUUCCUUUGGCUUUCUGUAAUCAGCCGUCACAUCUGGAAAACGUUAACCAAAUGCUCACAUUCCGUCAACCUGCCAAAGCGUCAGUUCUUGGCCUACAAUACUUUCGCCUGGGGAAUGGCGGCGGUGUUGACCGGAGUAACCUUUAUAGCCGAUAGGGUCGUGGAGAACAAGGAUUGGAGUCCUCUUGUGAGCAUUCACUGUUUUAUUAAUAAUGAUAUGUCGGCAUGGAUUUACCUUUUUGGACCGAUGCAGGUGCUGUUUAUGUUUAACAUUACCAUGUUUAUCCUGACGGUAAUUCACAUUUUAAAAGUAAAGCGGGUCAUUAACAACCUCUCACAGCAAGAGGAGGGAACACAGAGUUUCACCUUCUUUUUGCGGCUUUUCGUCGUCAUGGGUCUGUCGUGGAGCCUGGAAGUAUUAAUCUUCUUACUGAAAGAUUCUAGAUUUUUGGAAAAUGUUUUUGUAGUGGUCACCCUUUUUAAUUGGUCUCAGGGUAUCCUCAUUUUUGUACUUUUUGUUCUUAAGAGGAGCACACUAAGUCUUUUGAAGGAACGUUUUUUUUUUAGAUUCCGUUCUUCAAAAGUAAGUCGGUUGUCAACUGGCAUUUCUUUCAUCCAGCACAAAGGGCCCAUAAGUAAUUAAGUGAUAUUAAAUUAAAAAAAAAAUAUUGACUCCAAAUAUUAUUCUGUUUUUUAUAAUAACAAAAAUAACUUAUUUACCACGACACUAUUCAAAUUUAUUGAAGAAAAAAAGGUCAUACCAAU
Drosophila elegans is the source of this 1800-nucleotide messenger RNA. RefSeq names its product G-protein coupled receptor Mth-like. Gene Ontology annotation, cellular component: membrane. Gene Ontology annotation, biological process: G protein-coupled receptor signaling pathway; cell surface receptor signaling pathway. The record is from RefSeq and is a predicted model, not a curated record. Bases 179 to 1678 code for a protein of 499 amino acids. Gene Ontology annotation, molecular function: G protein-coupled receptor activity. The transcript is spliced from 7 exons. NCBI's taxonomy places the organism in Eukaryota, Metazoa, Arthropoda, Insecta, Diptera, Drosophilidae.